This is a messenger RNA of Aspergillus calidoustus, 1524 nucleotides long. The record is from the annotation of a GenBank genome assembly. Lineage: Eukaryota; Fungi; Ascomycota; Eurotiomycetes; Eurotiales; Aspergillaceae.
AUGGGAUUCUUUGACCACCUCCAGAAAGGAGGAGGCUUUUCGCUCCAGGCAAAGAAACCCCAGAUUCGCCAGGUAGUCCAGACGCGCCCCGCUCCUCCUUCACGAUCAUCAUCGCAACCUUCAAACAGACCGACGCCGCGACCAGUCCCCGCCGAGUCACAGAGGAAGACUCGAGAUUUCCUCAGCACAUCCGCCUCGGGGGAGAGGGACUAUUCGUCAAAGCGGCGGCUAACGCCGUUGCGAAAUCGAAAGCGACCUACUCCUGAGCAACGGCUGUCCAGUGACGACGACGACGGAAGUGACACAGACACCUCUUUUGAUAUUCGCAAGCGCGCGAGGACAGGGGAUAGCUCCGAACCUGAUUAUGGCAGGAGGCUGCGUUCACUGAAGGCGUUUUCAGGGGAUGGAACCAGGGCACUUCCUAUGGUGCACGCUGCGAAGCUCACUUCUGGCGACAAGGCGGCAAAGUUCAGCCCAGCAUUCGGUAGUACAGGCCAGCGAGCAGAGAUUCUCCUACAGUAUCCCAGUGCGACGCCGAAGGAAAGAUACGAACUCGUGGUUCCCCGCGACAACGACGAAUUCAAGCCCCUCGACGAUAUUGUGCAAGUAAUAGAAACUGUUUGCCAACAUUACGUAUUCGAGGACAACGAAGAAGAUAUGAAGGAAUUCAACGAUGAAUCUUCUGGAAUCAAGCGAAAAGUACGACGGGCACUCAUUCGCGGUUCCGAGACUGAGUUUCGCGAAUCUGUCGCCGAAUAUAAUGAUGCCAUUCAGCGCUUGCGGCGAAAUGGCAGCAUUGCGAAAAAACUGGAUGCGACCCAUAAGCUCAGUUUACCCCACGUGGAACGCAUUUUGACGCAAAUCUACUCCCGCACCGUAUCGCCGCGAGUCGAGUCCCUUCGACAGUACGAGAAUGGAACGGACAAUGUCUACGGAGAACUUCUUCCUCGAUUCAUCAGUACCAUCUUCAAGGAGACCGGGCUGAAAUCUAACCAUGUUUUUGUCGACCUCGGGUCCGGUGUCGGAAAUGUAGUUCUGCAGGCAGCCUUGGAAAUAGGCUGCGAGAGCUGGGGUUGUGAGAUGAUGGACAAUGCCUGCGACCUCGCAGAGCUCCAACAAGCUGAAUUCAGGGCAAGAUGCCGGCUAUGGGGCAUCGCGCCCGGUAAAACGCAGCUAGUGCGCGGUGACUUUCUCAACGAACAGAGUAUCAUCGACGUUUUGAAACGGGCGGACGUGAUCCUGAUCAACAAUCAAGCUUUUACCCCACAACUCAAUAAUGAGUUGAUCAAUCAUUUUUUGGAUAUGAAGGAGGGUUGUCAGAUCGUAUCUCUCAAAUCUUUUGUUCCUGCAGGUCACCAGAUCCAGUCCCGAAAUCUGAACUCGCCCAUCAAUCUUUUGAAGGUAAAGAAGAGGGAGUAUUGGUCCAACAGCGUCAGCUGGACCGAUGUUGGCGGUGACUAUUUCAUAGCGACGAAAGACAGCUCGAAACUCAAACGCUUUGUGGAAGACCAAGGUUUAUCAUAA